Molecule: messenger RNA, 1353 nt
Organism: Notodromas monacha
Lineage: Eukaryota; Metazoa; Arthropoda; Ostracoda; Podocopida; Cyprididae
Source: the annotation of a GenBank genome assembly
AUGUCGAGACCGAGUGAUGCUAGCAGUUCUUUAGUAUUUGCCAACGACGAGGAAGCGACGAGUUCUGGGGCAACAAGCCGUGGCUCUCAUCGCGUGCGUCGCAUCCGAUCCCUCGGCAGCGCGUUGUGGAUGUCAAUGCGUCGCAGCUCACCCCUCAUGUUGAAACCUGUUUCCUGUGAACACUUCCCCGACAUUCGUCGAGAUAACUCCGCGUCCGUCAGUGAAAAGGGAGUUCGUUCUACGAAUUCGUCUACGCUGAGGUUUGAAGCCACGCCUGUGGUAGUGACGGAUGAGUUGACUAGCUUCUUCGCCGACCAUUUGCCCCGAGACUACGUCGAUAUCCCUGUUGUGCAUCCGGAUUACCUGUCUCCUGAAAGUGGCCGGAAUGACUAUCGCAGUUUGAUGGACAAUCCUUGGAAGAUGACCAUCAUUCCUGGGAGCACGUACGCUCAGCAGAAUCAGUUCUGUCUGAUGGAGUUCUACUCACCAAACAAAGUGUACAUAAGCAGCGGAAAUGCUCACCUUCCCGCACCGAGGUGGACAACGCAGUUGCUGGCCACUCUGCCCGCACAUGGUUCUCACAGCAAUCAUUCCCUUCACGAGGAAUUGUUCCUAAACAAAAUGUCGUAUAACUUGUUUUGUUUGAAAGUUUUCCUGCUGUUGUUUGCUCAAGUCGUCUUCGGGACUGCCGCUUUGAAGCUGAUCGUAUGGAAGUUGGAUGCUUUUUUUCAUUCGAGUCCGGUUUUACUCGCCGUUUCCGCGUUGUUGCUGUUCACUGCCUACACUGGUGGCAUCUGUUUCAGAAAAUGGCGAAGAUGCUUUCCUGUAAAUCUAUUGAUGUUGUUCAGCUUUACGGCAACUUGCACCUUUUCACUGAGUGCCUUGUCCGUUUGCGUCCGGUCCUCCGUGAUCAUUUUGGCUGCGCUCGGUUCUGCAUUAUCGUUGCUGGUCCUUAUUUUCAUGUGUGUUCAGUUUGUCUUCCGGAUUAAUUUCCCGACCGUGUUCUUGAUGGUCGAGUUGGUCCUUGGACUGAUUGUGGGCGCCAAAUUUGUGUGGACGUACUUCUCCAUUCUUCCUUAUCCAUGGACUAUCACUGAAACGCUCAUCGCCGUUGGGUACUGGACAUGGAAUCUGGAUCUUAUCAUGCGUGGUUUCAAGUACGAAAUUACGAAAGCAGAUGCGGUGUAUGUCGCUGUCAAUUUCUACUACGAUUGGCUGUUCAUGAUCGUGGCGACGUUCGAAGCUUGCAUUAUUUGUGUCGUUGGAGAAGAAAGGGCCGCUCAGAGAUUCAGUCGUCGCAGUCAAGAAGAUUCGCACUUUCUGGAAGAUGAAGAAUAUGUAAUCGACCCUUAG